Bolinopsis microptera is the source of this 533-nucleotide messenger RNA. Its product is annotated as peroxisomal membrane protein PEX14-like. Gene Ontology annotation, cellular component: peroxisomal importomer complex; peroxisomal membrane. Gene Ontology annotation, biological process: protein import into peroxisome matrix, docking. The record is from RefSeq and is a predicted model, not a curated record. The transcript has 6 exons. Gene Ontology annotation, molecular function: signaling receptor binding. Lineage: Eukaryota; Metazoa; Ctenophora; Tentaculata; Lobata; Bolinopsidae. The coding region runs from base 87 to 533 and encodes 148 amino acids.
AAAUAAUUUGGUAAUGACUGAAUUCUCAUGCAAUCAGAGUUAGAAAAAGGAAAAUCUUGCAGCAGGAAAGUUAUUCAAAAAUAAUUAUGAACAGAGAAAAUCUGAUCACAGCAGCCACAGCGUUCCUGUCCUCUCAAACUGUAAGGGAUCAUCCUGACGAGACGAAAAGAAAGUUUUUAUCUGACAAAGGUCUUACAAACAAUGAGAUAAUUGCAGCUUUUGCUAAGAGCAGGAAUGCUUCUGAGGAAAAACCACCAAAUUUCAACCUAGUCAUGGAUAAGUGUAUAGAAGAAGUUGGGUCCCCAAAGAACAAGCCUUCCCCAACCCGCCCCUCACCUCCACUUGUAGUGGUUGCUGCUGUGUCUACUGCUGCACUCGGUGUUGUUGUUUAUCUGUAUCGUCUCUUCAGAAGGUACAUGUGGCCGUGGAUUGUAAGACAGUGGAAGUAUGUGGGAGGAGGAGGAGAGGAUGAACCUAAGAAACCUGUUGUUGUAGCUAUGAAGGAGAUUGUGACAUCCCAAAGGUUUAUUUAA